ACUUUGGACCUCCUUCUCUCGCUCUUCCUCUUUGCCUCCACUGCAGCGCCGUAGUUUGGAUUUCUUCUCUUGUGGAAAUCAUGAAAAUUAAUUUUGCCCCCAUGGCUAUACCCCUCCACAGGAGACUGCAGACUGCCAUGGUGCUGCAGUGGGUCUUCACCUUCCUUGGUCUGGCACCCACCUGCAUCUUCCUGUUCUUUUACCUGAUGUUCACUCGCUACUGGCUGCUCAGCGUGCUGUAUGCUGUCUGGUGGUACUUUGAUUAUGACACUCCUGCACGUGGAGGCAACAGGUCGCCCUUCCUGUGCAGCCUCAAAGUUUGGGAAUACAUGCGUGAUUACUUUCCCAUCAAGUUGGUGAAGACGGCUGACUUAGAUCCCAGGCAUAACUACAUCCUUGGCUUCCAUCCCCAUGGUGUGCUGGUGGCAGGAGCCUUUACCAACUUCUGCACCUACUCGACAGGCUUCAGACAGCUGUUUCCAGGCAUCACCAGCUACCUGCUCAUGUUGCCUCUUUGGUUCAGAGCUCCAUUCUUCAGAGACUACAUCAUGUGUGGAGGCCUGAUUCCUUCAGACAAAGAGAGUGCCACUUAUCCACUCUGCAAAAAGAAAGGUGGAAAUGCUAUUGUGAUAGCUGUUGGAGGGGCACCAGAGGCCCUUGAUGCCCACCCAGGCACUUUCAAUGUACUCUUGGCCCAUAAAAAAGGCUUCAUCAAAAUGGCCAUGGAGUAUGGAGCUCAUCUGGUACCAGUCUUCUCUUUUGGGGAGAAUGAAGUGUAUGACCAGGUGGAAAACCCGAGGGGAACCUGGCUUCGAUGGUUGCAGGAAAACCUGCAAAAGAUCAUGGGUGUCUCUCUUCCUCUCUUCCAUGCACGAGGCAUUUUCCAGUACUCCUUCGGCCUUAUGCCCUACAGAAAACCUAUCAACACAGUAGUUGGGCGGCCAAUCAAAGUGGAGAAGAAAGCAAAGCCAACUGCCGAGGAACUUGAUGCCCUCCACCAGCUGUACAUGGAUGAACUCAGCAAUCUGUUUGAGGAGCACAAAGGCAACUAUGGAGUAGACAAAGACACACACCUGAACUUUGUCUAAAGUGCAACAAGGCCUGGGUGGAAUUGGACGCCUCUUUGUAAAGCUCUGGUGCUGCAGAUUCUGUACACCUGCUCACAGCUCAUCCUUUAACUAAAGACAAAGUGAUUGUUUGUACGCUCGCACCGGGCUGAGCAGGAGCUCCAUGUGACUCAAGGCUAUUGCAGAGGUCUGUGUUUAAACAUGUCCUGUCUCAAUAAAGCCCAAACAUGUAAGCUGGAAAGGCUGUCUUUAAAAUCUCAGAUCAAAUGAAAGAUGUUCUACGAGUGCAUUAAAAUUCAUCAUGAAACUCUAA
Molecule: messenger RNA, 1380 nt
Organism: Maylandia zebra (zebra mbuna)
Lineage: Eukaryota; Metazoa; Chordata; Actinopteri; Cichliformes; Cichlidae
Gene: mogat2
Product: monoacylglycerol O-acyltransferase 2
Biological process (GO): diacylglycerol biosynthetic process; triglyceride biosynthetic process
Cellular component (GO): endoplasmic reticulum membrane
Molecular function (GO): 2-acylglycerol O-acyltransferase activity; diacylglycerol O-acyltransferase activity
Source: RefSeq, a predicted model, not a curated record